This is a messenger RNA of Xenopus tropicalis (tropical clawed frog), 2826 nucleotides long. It is a transcript of the gene p4hb, whose product is annotated as prolyl 4-hydroxylase subunit beta. Gene Ontology annotation, molecular function: protein disulfide isomerase activity. Lineage: Eukaryota; Metazoa; Chordata; Amphibia; Anura; Pipidae. Gene Ontology annotation, cellular component: endoplasmic reticulum lumen; plasma membrane. The record is from RefSeq and is marked provisional. Gene Ontology annotation, biological process: cell redox homeostasis.
CUCAUCAUGAUGCGCGCAGUUCUUCUAUUCGGCUGUUCCCUAUUAAUCGUCGCCAGGGCCAAUAUUCCCGAGGAGCGGGAUGUACUGGUGCUAAAGAAAGACAACUUUGAUGAGGCGUUAAAGCAGUACCCGUUUAUUCUAGUGGAAUUCUAUGCUCCCUGGUGUGGUCACUGCAAGGCACUGGCUCCAGAAUAUGAAAAGGCGGCUGGCGUAUUAAAAAGUGAAGGUUUGCCGAUCCGCCUGGGCAAGGUAGAUGCUACAGAGGAGUCUGAUCUGGCUCAGGAGUUUGGCGUUAGAGGGUACCCAACAAUUAAAUUCUUCAAAAAUGGUGACAAGGCUUCUCCUAAAGAAUAUUCAGCUGGCAGGGAGGCAGCAGACAUUGUCAACUGGCUGAAGAAGCGUACUGGCCCAGCUGCCAGCACUUUAGGUGAUGAGGCAGGUGUUGCAGCUUUGGUGGAUUCCAGCGAAGUCGCAGUUAUUGGUUUCUUUAAGGAUCCAGCGUCAGAGCCAGCUAAAGUGUUCCUACAAGCAGCAGAGGCAGUGGAUGAUAUUCCAUUUGGUAUCACAUCCAGCGAGGCAGCCUUUUCAAAAUAUGAACUUGGCAAGGAUGGCAUUGUUCUGUUUAAGAAGUUUGAUGAAGGCCGAAAUGCAUAUGAGGGAGAUAUCACCAAGGAAGAAGUUUUGAGCUUCAUAAAGGCCAAUCGUUUGCCUCUGGUUAUAGAAUUUACUGAGCAGACUGCUCCAAUGAUCUUUGGUGGAGAGAUUAAGACUCAUAUUCUCUUUUUUUUGCCGAAAAGUGCCUCUGAUUACAAAGAAAAAUUAGAGGACUUUAAAAAGGCAGCUGCAAGCUUCAAAGGAAAGAUCCUCUUCAUCUUUAUUGAUAGUGAUCACACAGACAACCAACGUAUCCUGGAGUUCUUCGGUUUAAAGAAGGAAGAAUGCCCAGCUGUCCGACUUAUAACUUUAGAAGAAGAAAUGACAAAAUACAAGCCAGAGAGUGCUGAUCUCUCAGCUGAGGCAAUUAAAGAGUUCUGUGACAGUUUCUUAGAGGGCAAAGUCAAGCCACAUUUAAUGAGCCAGGAUGUUUCAGAUGACUGGGACAAGAACCCUGUGAAAAUCUUGGUGGGGAAAAACUUUGAGGAAGUUGUCUUUAAUGAGGAGAAGAAUGUAUUUGUAGAAUUCUAUGCUCCAUGGUGUGGGCACUGCAAGCAACUGGCACCCAUCUGGGACCAACUGGGGGAGAAGUAUAAGGACCACGAAAACAUAAUCAUUGCCAAGAUGGAUUCUACAGCAAAUGAGAUAGAAGCUGUUAAGAUUCACAGCUUCCCUACACUGAAGUUUUUCCCUGCUGGGCCAGGAAAGAAUGUGGCUGAUUAUAAUGGUGAAAGAACUCUAGAAGGCUUUUCAAAGUUUUUGGAGAGCGGUGGGCAGGAUGGAGCUGCUGAUGAGGAUCUUGAAGAUUUAGAAGAUGCUGAUGAGUCUGAUUUGGAGGAGGGAGAUGAAGCACAUACAAAAGAUGAAUUAUAAGAAUAAGACUAACUUGCAGAAACCAGAAGACACUAAGAGGGUGGACGUCUAGAAAUGUUACUGUGUCAAAGCUCUGAAAUUGCAGGGAAAUCUCACUUCAGCUGUUUGUCUGAGAGGGAAAAGGGAACUUUUGACCUUGUGUUAAUGGUCGUCAUUUUUUUUUGUUUGUUUUUCCACUGAUGCUAUUUUGUUUAAACCCCUAAUUUGAAUUAUUCUGAUGUCUAGCACUUGAUGCUUUAUGUAACUUUUUUGACUGUUUUUAUUUUUGUUUUUUUUAAUUGUGAGCUUUAUUGUGGAUGGGAUGGAAUGCAUGACUGGUGAGAGCUUAACCUCCUAAGCUGCUGUUUGCUGCCGUAACUAUGGGUAUGGAAUGUGGGUGUCUUGUUUUGGUUUUGUUUUUUUCUCCCUUUUUGCAAGUGUCUCCCUCCAGGACAAAUGGUCACCCAGAUAUUGUGGUUCAGUAUUUAAAACAUUGACGGAAUACUGGUAGAAUCCCCUGUUCCAUUAUUACUACCAACAAUGUAAUUCCAGUGUUCGCUGCUCCCAACCAAACCUUGGUGGUAUAGCUCGGUUAUAAAUGAUACUUCUGUCCUGUCUGGGGCUUGACCCAUCCUCCAAAAGCAAACCUAACCAUUUUCUCUGGACAGGAGGAUGUUUCCAGUAGAAUCUGUUUGAUUCUUGAAGCAUUCCAUCAUAUUUAAGUUGGAACAAAGUGUUGGCCAAAUAAACCUAAUUUUAUUAACAUUUUGUGUUACUGUUUGAUUACUUGCUUGUCUGGGAGAUGUACAAAUUUAUCUGCAUGCAACAAAAUCAACAUUUUUCUUUUUGAUCUGUGAUCACUGUAUGUAGGGGCAGUGAAUUGUAAAGCCCCCGUUGCACUGAAAAUCCAGAGGGAAAUUGUGGUCUGCAUAAAGCCUCAAUAUUGACAUUUAACUUUCAGUAUAUUGUAGGUCAUGGCUGUACAACUGGAGGCUUGUGUCUCCGAUGUGGCCUUCCAAAGGAUCUUAAAUAUGCAGUAUGAGAACUAUUUGACGCAUACAUGUUAGCCUUGCAGAUUAAGUGUUUGCUUUCCUGUUCUACUUCUUUUAACCUUGGAUUUAAAAAGCUGCCCUAGCAACCAGACAGCAUUUGAACUAGAAGUACAGCAUUAAGUUAAAAUAUCAGACUAAAUUCAAAGUUGUGGCAUCUAUUAUCCGGAAUGCUUUGGACCUAGGUUUUUCUGGAUAAGGGAUCUUUUUGUAAUUUAGAUCUCUGUAACAAGUCUGUUUUUACAUAAAAAUAAAAAAGGUAAACAUUAAA